ACACAAUCACUUUUUUUAAGCGACAGAGUGUCUAGACAGGCACGUGACGGGGCGCGCCGAUGCGCAGUGGAGCCGCGGCGGCUGCGAGCGCGCAGAGGCGGCCGGGGGAGGCGAGGGCACUUCGGCCAUCGGCGCUUCUCCACAUCGCAUCGCCUCUUUGUACGCGCUCAACUUUCUGCUUUUCCUUAUAUACACGGGCGCCGCAACUUCAGCUAAAAGAAGUCGGAUGAGUCGGAAUAAGGAUAUAUAACAGAUCAUAUAUAAAAGAUGCACCGCUCUUAAAGGGACGAAAUAUAAAGGUCUUUAUAGGAAACGCGAGUACUCUGUUCGAUCAGAUUGAUUUUGACUAGUCUUGGAUUUUGCUUGAGCGUUUUUUUCUGCUUUUUUUUGUUCUGCUGGAAAGAAUCCCCCUGGUUUUCUGCAAACAGUUGCAAUGUUUGUUGCGGAUCUGAAUAUCGCAAUACGGAUAUAGCUGAUAAUUGUUAAAAGCCAAGGGGGGAAGACAGACAGCAGCCUUUGUUGCACCGGUUAAGGUUCGCUGGCGUCUUGGAAGAUUUUGUUUUUUUGGAUUUAAUUUUUUUCUUUUAUGGACGCAGGACAAGCUUGGCUAUGAAUGGAUAUGUUUCUUUGUGCAAUAUAUAUUUUUUAACCCUACUUAAAAAAUUCCAACCGGCACUAUAGUAAUCUGUAUGCCGUGAUUUCGUAUACGUAAAUACACAUUACAGUGUUUGUUUGAAAUCAUUCAGAAGAAAGUGCAUGACUGAAUGUAGCGUUUAUUGUAGUUAGCUAUAAUUAGCUAAACAUUACCAGUGGAGUCUGUAUACUGCAUGUUGCAGUUGCAUUGAACAGUAUUUUGCGUGCAUGUACAGUUUAUGCAGCUGUCCGACUAAAUGUUUAUAACUUAAAUGAUACAUGUAUUUACGAUCUGCAUUAUUAUUUCUGCAACUACCCCAAAGUAUAUCAUCGAUGCACAUUAGCACAUUUCUGAAAGCGUCCUUUCGUAUAAGGGAUAAAUCUUAGACUGAAGCCUGGCUUAUGCUACAGAUUGUCUUAGCUGCUCGAGUCCCCAGUUUUUCCGUACGAUCAUUUCAGGCUGCUUGUCUUUGCUUGGACUCGGAUCCCGGAUCCUUCAUGAUUUGCGGACAUCAUGCUCGUUUUUUAGCCGGGAAACCUUCUUUUCGUCCCGCAUGUUCAGGACCAAACGAUCGGGGCUCGUCCGGCGACUCUGGAGGAGCCGUGCGCCUGUCGAGGGCGACGGGGAGGCGGAUACUCGAACGCAUGGAUCCAAGGGCUGCUGCAUGGGCAAAUCGACUAAGGUUUCCAAAUCUAACCCUGGAGCGGAGGCUGAAUUAAAAGUAUUGACCCACUCGAUCCUGAAAAAGAUCAAAGAGAAACAAUUAGAGGCGCUUUUGCAGGCGGUGGAGUCGAAGGGGGGCGUCAGGAGCCCCUGUCUUCUCCUGCCCGGCAAAGUGGACUCCAAACUGGGUCAGCACUCGUACUCGCUCCCUUUGCUGCUCUAUAAAGUGUUCAGGUGGCCGGAUCUCAGGCACUCUUCGGAAUUAAAGAGGCUUUCUUGCUGUGAAUCCUAUGGGAAAAUUAACCCCGAACUUGUUUGCUGCAAUCCGCACCAUAUGAGUCGGCUUUGUGAAUUAGAGUCCCCCCCGCCUCCCUAUUCACGAUACCCCGUGGACUUUUUAAAACCACCAGAUUCUCCAGACCCUGUGCCUUCUUCCACUGAAACUGGGGAAACAAACUACUCGGCCCCUGUGGGGCUCUCAGAUUCCCAGGCUCGCCAGCAGUCAGGAGAGCGCGCGCACUGGUGUGUGGUGGCAUACUGGGAGGAGAAGACCCGCGUCGGGCGCCUCUACUCGGUCCAGGAGCCCUCCCUGGACAUCUUCUACGACCUACCUCAGGGGAACGGCUUCUGCCUUGGGCAGCUGUGCUCGGAGAACAAGAGCCAGCUGGUGCAGAUGGUUCGCAGCAAGAUCGGCUACGGCAUCCAGCUGACGCGCGAGCAGGAUGGCGUGUGGGUCUACAACCGCAGCUGCUAUCCCAUCUUCAUCAAGUCGGCCACACUGGACAAUCCCGACUCGCGGACGCUGCUGGUGCACAAGGUGUUCCCCGGUUUCUCCAUCAAGGCCUUCGACUACGAGAAGGCAGGCAGCCUGCGGCGGCCCAACGACCACGAGUUCACACAGCAGCCUCGUACAGGCUUCACUGUACAGAUCAGCUUCGUCAAGGGCUGGGGUCAGUGUUACACGCGGCAAUUUAUCAGCAGCUGCCCCUGCUGGCUGGAGGUCAUAUUCAACACUCGAUAGCAGCGGCAACCUCUCUCCCAGCUCCUCUACCAGUUAUUUGUUUUUUUGUUUUUUUUUUUGUUUGUUUGAGGGAGGGGCGUCAGAAGAAGUAGGGAGGGGGGGGGCAGUAUGAACUCUUGUUCGACAAAUGAUUAAAAUUUAAAGUGAAACAAAAACAGAAAUGUAUUUUAUGUUAUAUAUAAAUAUAUUAUUACUUGUAAAUAUGAAGACGUUUUAUAUGCAUCAUUAUUUAUGUAUUGUGCAAUGUGUUGAUUUAAAAAAAAUAAAAUAAAAUGCACUUUGCUUAAUAUAAAUGCAAAACAAGG
Messenger RNA from Brienomyrus brachyistius, 2623 nucleotides. RefSeq names its product SMAD family member 7 (gene smad7). Gene Ontology annotation, molecular function: transcription regulator inhibitor activity; I-SMAD binding. Gene Ontology annotation, cellular component: heteromeric SMAD protein complex. Gene Ontology annotation, biological process: SMAD protein signal transduction; anatomical structure morphogenesis; cell differentiation. The transcript is spliced from 4 exons. The record is from RefSeq and is a predicted model, not a curated record. Bases 1188 to 2318 code for a protein of 376 amino acids. NCBI's taxonomy places the organism in Eukaryota, Metazoa, Chordata, Actinopteri, Osteoglossiformes, Mormyridae.